CUGUGCACACUCCGGCCAGCAGGCGGUGGCAUGGGCACAAAAACAAGUGUGAAUGAAGGAAGCACAAUUUCAAAACACGGUUGAACUUGAGACAGCUGAGUAAGCUGAUUUACAAGAGAACAUAUGUAGAUUUAAAACUUGUAAAGCAUUAGAGUAACAAUGGACAGGAGUUUAGGGACAGUUACAUCGCUUAAGGCGUUAGGGUACCCGGGAUGCGCGUGCCUCAGAAGGUGCCAGUGUGACGAGCUCCCCUGUCCUCUGCUCACCUGGCUGGCAACUGAGCUGAGAACCGUCUGUCCAGAUUUAAAAGGCUCAUCCAGGACAGGUGACAUCUUAUUGGUAGGAGAGCUGAGAAAGUUACUGUCAAACAUGUUCAUUCCCCUCACUGUGGUUUCAUCAGAGGCGCUCGAGCCGUCCAUCCUUAACCAAGUCACUGAGUUCCUUGUAUCAGAGUUGCAAGCAGCUCGCAUAAUGAAGUAUAAGGAAUCGCAUGCUGAGGAGAAGACAGCAGAAGAGGAGUCUGUAAAGGAGCAGAGAGUUGAAGAUCACAGCUGUGAACUUGAUGACUUUUGCCAGGAAUAUGCAGAUGAUGAUGUUUCUGUCAAAAGGAAGGCUGAGAUGCAGGCAGAAUGGAUAUUACUGCUGCGUGCGCUCGACAUGGAUGCCUCCUGUCAAAUGACAGAUGUGUUGAAAGAGGUGGAUUUGAGGCUUGCUCGCCUUCCAUGUGGGGACAUGACAAACCCGCUUCUCAAGACCAGCCUCAGCCCAGAGCAGUGGACACGAGUUCAUAAAAUCAAUGAAGUUCUGUCAGAGGAUUAUAAGUGUCGACGACAGAUGAUUAUUAAACGUUUUCAGGUCACACUUGAGUCAUUUGCAUGGGGAGAAAAUCAAAAGCAACGCAGUGAAGCUCUGGCAUCAGUGCCACCUUUAUCAUCCCUUGCUGGCUCCCCUCGAGUCUCUCUGGCUCUUCUAAUCGCUGCCAGAGAGGAUCAGUCCACCAAUGAACCAAUCAAGGCUGGAAAAAGCACCCCAGUCUAUAAGACGUUGAUGGGCAGCGUACCAGACAGGGGAGGACGACCAGGGGAAAUUGAACCACCAAUGCCAGCAUGGGAUGACAGAAGAUCUAAAGGACACAGAUCAGGACGAGGAGGUGGACACCAUCAGCGACGUAAUUUUCCCGAUAAAAAGAAGAAAGGAAAAAAAGAAUAAUAUGUUUGUUUCUUGACUUUACAUAAAAAUGAAGUAGUGAUAUAUCUUUAUUUCAAUCAUUUAAUUAGAUAAAGAAUGGCCAUUGAAUGCUGCAUCUAUAAUCAUUUUAUAUUAUACAAAUGUGCGUUUACUGUAAUGCACUGGCAUUUUGGUUGUUUUGAACAAGAAAAUAAACUUAAUUUUUUA
Notolabrus celidotus (New Zealand spotty) is the source of this 1395-nucleotide messenger RNA. RefSeq lists its product as uncharacterized. NCBI's taxonomy places the organism in Eukaryota, Metazoa, Chordata, Actinopteri, Labriformes, Labridae. The record is from RefSeq and is a predicted model, not a curated record. The transcript has 8 exons. Gene Ontology annotation, cellular component: tRNA-splicing ligase complex. The coding region runs from base 160 to 1209 and encodes 349 amino acids.